This is a messenger RNA of Caenorhabditis auriculariae, 7114 nucleotides long. The record is from the annotation of a GenBank genome assembly. NCBI's taxonomy places the organism in Eukaryota, Metazoa, Nematoda, Chromadorea, Rhabditida, Rhabditidae.
AUGGUCAGUUUUUUGCUUAUUUUCUCAACUUGUGAAGAAUUUUUCGUAGUAUAAACGGAAAUCGAUGAUCAGAAAGCAAAUAAAAGGGAAAAUGGAGAAGUGAGAAAUUAUAUUCACUUUUUUGGCGCAUUUUUUGAGCUGGAAAGAAGUUUUGAAGGUUGAUAUUGAGGAAGUUUCGGUAGAAAGUAAGGAAAAAAAAAGAAAUGGCCGUUUUCCCCACCUUUUCAUAUACAGAGUGGUAUGAGGAAUCGCCCGCUACUAUGAGUGAGUUUAUCUAGGAAUUCUCUUCUUUGGCCCUUAUCACUAACUGCAGGACAAAAUAUUGCACAUUUUCGGGAGACGCAGACUUUUUGGGUUUCCCUCAAACAUGUUGUUAUAUUUUGAAGAGAAGGGCAAAAGUUCCUGUAAUUUCUCAUGAAAUUAUGGGAAAACCUUCAUUUUUUCCGAAUUGUUCCCUUUUUCCUUUUCAUUUUUCUGUGAAAAACAAAUUUUCAUCAGAAACAUACUUGGAAUAACCUCGGCUUGGCCGCAAACUGGAGGAGGGACUUGACGAAAAAAAAAAGUUAAAAAUUUUAGGUGUGCGAACUGAGAUAUUUCAUUGAAUGCACUAUAAAAAAAAAGCUUUCAUAAAAUCGAAAAAUUGUUCUGAUUUUUGGAUUCAGCGUAGUCGAUUUAGUCUAGAAACAGGUGUAAAAUGGGGGGGGGGGACUUGGCUGACGCCAUGCUCACUCAUUCCAUGUAUGAUCAGAAAGUAAAAAAAUAAUGGAAGUUUUUUUCUUAAAAAAAGCCGUUGUUGAAAUAAAAAAACCUUUAGAACUUUUUUUCAUGGUUUUAAAUAAAUUUGGAGGUUGGUGAAUAAAAUUAUUACCUUUUUGAACAAAAAAACAGCUUUAGUUUUUAAACACUUUUUUUCAAAAACUUUUUUUCUUUUUUUGCAAAUCGAGUUUUUUUCAGGACUUUCCGUGAUUAGAUUGAAUGUCGACAAUAUUUUCCUUAUCAAGGAUAAUUUUGAAUGUCGUUCGCCACAAAUAAGUUAAGCUUCUUCCUGUUUUUUAUGGCUCUCUUGACAUUUCCAACACCCUUUUUUCGAAGAUGACAAUGACCGUUUUGGAAGCAAAUUCGAGAAAAAUAUACAGUUCUUGUCAUAAAUAUGUGCCUUUUCGAUUUUGUAGGCUACCACUUGGCUCUAAAUUAUAGGAAUCUACUGUAAUUUCGAAUAUUUAUGCACACCAUAAUAGACUCGAGUGAGAUCAUUUUUUAAAAAUUUAAAAAAAGCAAAAAAUAUUUUGCUUUUUGAAGGUAGAAAAAAAGAAAAUUACAUUAAAAACUGGUUCUCAGUAGAGCGAACUUCCCUUACAACUCAUUCGGCUCUCAAAACCGAACCUACGACCCCUUUCUUGUUAGGUGUCAAUCUACCCAACUGCUCCAUCCUGCUCUUAGAAAACCUAAUCAUUUUUUUUUUUCUUUUUUCAUGAUUUAUUAAAUUAUGAGCUAAACAGGAGGAAUAUAAGUUUCCAGACUUCGAGUGGCAAUUUUUUUUUGAUAUCAGUUUCAAUCCGAAAAUUUUUUUUUCUCAACCUAAAACUGAAAAUCAUCCCAAGUAUCUUCAAGAAGCCACUUUAGUGGUCGCUUGCGGAUUUCUGAGAAAAAGUUGUUACUAUUGUAUAAAUGCGGUUCAUUGACCUCAUGGCUACCUUUGGAGUUAGUAUGAGCGAUUGUUUCUCAAUUUCUCUCGCACCCUCCUCAUAACAUCCGUUCUAUCGCCUCAAGCAAAACUGACAGAGGAAAGGGACGGGAGAUAAGAAAUUGACGCCGACUAGAGAAUUUUUCUUGGUUUUAUUUUCAAUAUUUUUCAUUUCAAAUUGACUUUCCUGCAAUCCCUGUAUUUUUGUUUCUCGAGUUUCCCGUUCUCAAUUUGGUUUUCCUUUCUUGAAACCUGUCCAAAUUUUUUUUUUUGAAAUAUUGCGAAAUUCAGGCUUUUAUUUUUCAGCAAGCCUGCCCUGAUUUUUGUUAACUUUUAAUGAAAAUUGGAGCUUUUUUGUCGAUAUCUUAGAUAUUCUGGUUACUGUAGUUACUUCUAAAACUCUGAUUUUCGCCUAUAGCUAAUUCACGGCUCACUUGAACAAUCGAAAAAUGAGUCCUGAAACGAUAAGAAAAGGGCGAGAGAGAGGAGAGCGCAGACAAGACACGCCCCACAGCCUUAUAUUAUUUUUGCUCUUAUUUAGCGAAACUUGAAAAAUUCCGAUUCAUGACGGCUCUCUGUCCUCCCCUCGACUAUGUCACGUUUCCUUGCCUUUUCCAUGUUUCCAUCACCUCACCGGCGAGAGAUAAGAGACGCAGAUAGGUCAGAUUCGUUCAAGCUGUGGCAAAACGACUAUUACAUUCAUAACUUUGCAUUCUUACAGAGCCGACGGAUGACCACAAAAUUUGAGCUGGACCAGCAAAAACAGGAAUACCUGAAUAAGAAAAAUGAAUGUCUCGAAAGAAUCAAGGUCGAAAAAGAAAAGGAACAAGAACUCUUUGAAGGAAUCAUGACGGCGUUGAAGAACACGCACGAAAACUUCAAGAAGAACAUUUAUGAAGAGCACAAAACUGAGGAUGGACGUCAACAGCUGAAAUUCUUCGAAAACGAAAUGAGAAAACGAGAAGAAGCUCAUAAGAAGAAGAUGAAGCAGUUCCAAGAGCAGAUCAAAGGGAUCGAGACUGAGAUCCGCAAGUUCCUUCACGAUCGACGCAAUCUUUCGACCGAUCAAGACGUGAGUUUUCUUUGGAACUGAAGCUUCUCGCUUCGAAGUCGGGCUAUCGAAAAGGGAGUUUCCACACAAAAUUACCUGAAAAAAUUCAACAAUAUUAUCUGACAAGGGUCUUUCUCAGCACCGAGUUGAAUUUUCUAUGAAGAUGUACUUCAGAACCUUCUUAUUUCAGAACAAGGAAAGAAAUUUCUCGAUUUUGACUCAAGUAAAAUUCAAUGAAACUUCAUCGUGGUUGUAAGGCAUACUUAAAAACGCCAGAAUGGUCUUCAUAGGGAUCAGAGAGAAAAACAGACCCUGUAGGAGAUAAGAAGUUCUCCCUAUAGGGCUGAAAUUCAAAUGAUCCUUAUAGGGGUUAAGGUCUGAUCCGUGACUUCAUAACCUUCUCCUUUAAGGGCCCCUAAUUAAAAGCUUGACUAGGACCAUUUUUGCAAGCCUCCGGGGCCCCUAUAGGGGUCGGUUAAAUGGUCCCUAUAUGAGACCCUCCAAGGGCCCCUAAAGUUGCCCCUGUAGAACCACUCUCGAGGGAAGUAAAUCCCUGGUGAGAUUAUCACAAUGGUCUGCUCAGAUUUUGAAUUUCAUUUAAAAUGACGUCAUUCAAAUACGCUAUUUGCAUGGCUCGCUCUCUGAUUGGUUCUUCGCGCCAUUCGGGACGGAGCUUAAGUGACGAAAUCUUAACAGACCAAUUCACUGUUUUAGUGGCCUUCAGGAAUUCUUCAAAUUCUUUUUCAGUUUGAAGAUUUAGCCGACGAGGUCAAACGUGACUUUCCGGAGACUCCUCAGCAGGAUUAUAUGGUUAUUCUUAUUUUAUUUAUCAAGAAAAAAAGUAUUUCCAGAAGCAGGUCAGCAGUUGGGUGAACAAAAUGUCAAAUGAACUAUCUGAAAACUUUGUGAGUCUUUCAAUGAAUUCUAUACCUUUUUCUAUAUUUCAGAAACGGUUUGCCGGAAGCAAAGAUGAGGAGGAUGAAGACAGUGACGAGAAAAUGAAGAUAAUGUUGAAGAAGCACCAGGAAAUGAUGGAUCGUGACAGAAAGGAACACGAAAAAGCCAUGAAACUGGCCGAAGAAGAGUUCGAAAAGAAAGAGAAGGAAAUGCGAGAAAAAGAAGAGAAGGAAAACUUGGAGGAGGAAGAAAAUCGAAGGAAAGCUGUCGAAGAACGUCGGGCCGUGGAGCAGAAGAAGGCCGAGGAAUUCUCUGAAAAAAUCAAGAAAGACGCCGAAAAACACUGGGAAAAGAUACAGGACCACCAAGAAAUCAACAAGAAACGGAUCGCGGACCUGGAGGAGAGGAAUCGACUGGAAGCCCAACGAAGAUGUGAAAAGUUCGAAGAAGAACGUCAAGUUGCUGCGAAAAAAGAAGAGGAGAAGAAUCGGGCGUUUGAAGAAGAACGGGAAGUCUUCGAAGACGAGGAGAGAAGAAAAGAAGCCGAUCACCAGGAGAAAAUGAAGGAGAUCGACGAGAGAAUGGCUCGAGACGCCCGGGACCACGAGGCGAGGGUCGAGGAGAUGAAGGAACGCGGGCGGAAGGAUUUGGAAGAUCAAAUGGACCGCUUUGAGCAGCGACGGCGUGAACAGCAAGAGUGUCUUCAGAUGUUGAGGAACUUCAUGAUCAGGCAGACCUGGAAUCGGGUAGGUCCCGGAGAAUGGCUCAGAGCGCUGCGGUUGCGGCGCGGACGCCUUGGUCGAGUGUUUGAUAACCGCGACGCCUUGAGUUGUUCUAUGAUAUCCCAUAACUCAAAAAUCGUGAAAUGAAAUAAUAGCCUCAAAAAUUAGAGUAAUGGGGAAGAAAGCGCGCUCCACGGCUAAUUUCAUUAAUUACUUCUAACCUGGAAGAGAAUACAGCCGCUCGACCCAAAAAAAUAGUCAAUUUUUUGAAUUUUCAAACAUUGCUACUGGGAAAAUGUUCUAGUGACCACUAUAGAGCCUCGCCAAGGACUACUUGGAGAGGACACUAAAGCGGCCACUAAGCCCUCCUCUAUAGUGGCCACUAUUUUCCGUUUAAGUGGCCACUAUAGAGAUUUUGCUUUAGUGGCCACUUCAGUAGUUUUUCAUCCAAUAUUCCUUCCAUUUACCCCUGAAGUGGCCACUUAAAUUCUAAGUGGUCUAGUGGUAGCACUUCGACCACUAAAGUGGCUUCUAAUUUUUAACCUCUUAAGUGGCCACUAAUUUGACUACUAUAGUGGCCACUAAAACGUCAACCCUAUAUUGGCCACUAAAAGUUUUCCCAGUCUAGUCCAUUUUUCGCGAAUCGAAAGGGGGAUUUCUCUGCGCCCUCCUUUUCUCGGCGACCCUCUCAUCAUGGCGUGCUAUUUCCAUGCUUCUCUGACCUAGCCGGUGAGAGAACAGAGAGACGCAGACAAGCGAAAAAUUUCAAGUCGCGACGAACAGACUAUAGCCGAUUCACGGCUAGCUUGAGACGCUAAGAGGGCGUGGCCUGUCUGCGCUCUCCAAGAACCAGGCACUAUCUCGGUCUCAUUUUUCGAUGGCUCAAGCCAGCCAUGAAUCAGCUAUAUACAAAAAUAAAGACAAAACCCUGAAAAAGUCCAUUUUUUUUUUCCUAUUUUGAUUAUCUCUUCUGAAUCCAGAUGGUCGAACGGCGAUGGGCUCAACGAUUGAUGUAUCUGAGAGGCUCCGUUGAAAUCCUAUCCCGACCCUUUUCGGAGAUUCGCAACGAGGUUUGGGAAACGUUUCAAAACUUAGGUUUCGUACGAACUAGCCACUGCUCCAUAGAAAUGAAAAAAACACUUGAUCAGUAGCUGUUUUUUCAUCAGUUCAACCUCUAGUAAAUAAUUUCAUUUCCAGAUCUCAAACUACCGUUUCUCUCGGAAGGAUGAAGCUGCGAUCAAGAGACGAACGGACAUUUUGAAGGUUGUCCCAAUUUUUUUUCCUCAUUCAAAAACAAGUGUGGGAUCUUUAAGUUUUCACACAAAAUCAAUUUCGAGCCAUUUUCAGCUCUUGGAAGAGCCAAUCAACUUGGCGAUCUCUCAACUAAUUGCUCGGAUGGAAGCGGAAGCUCAAAAUAUGGCCGGACUCUAUGAAAAUGUCAAACCUGAACCUUUCCUUUUGGAAAUCAAGGUAUCAAGAAACUGUGCUGCUGGGUAGCGCUUCUAAACGAAACAAAAAACUACUGAACCCUGAAGCGAUCACUAAUUUCGUUUAAAGUCUCACCCCUCAAGUGAGCACUUGACGUUAUUUGAAAGGAAAAGCAAAAAAAUCUUGUGGAGCCCGUCUAAAAUUAAACAUGCGGAACUCUCAAGGGGUCCCUCACAGAACUACUCUAAAUGGAACCCUCAAGUGAUCACUAUUUUCUUUUAAUAGUCUCACCCCUUAAGUGAGCACUUGACGUAAGCAAAAAACUCUUAUGGAUCCCCUCAAUUUCUCUAUGAAUUUAACACGGAGGAACUCUCAAGGGGUCACUCACAAAACUACACAAGUGGAACCCUGAAGUGAUCCCUAUUUUCAUUUCAAAGUCUCACCCCUCAAGUGAGCACUUGACGUAAGCAAACAUUCUUGUAGAUCGCAUCGAUUUUUCUCUAAAUUUAAACAUGGGGAACUCUCAAGGGGUCACUUGAAAAACUACUCGAAGUGGAACCCUGAAGUGAUCCCUAUUUUCAUUUCAAAGUCUCACCCCUCAAGUGAGCACUUGACGUAAGCAAACAUUCUUGUAGAUCGCAUCGAUUUUUCUCUAAAUUUAAACAUGGGGAACUCUCAAGGGGUCACUUGAAAAACUACUCGAAGUGGAACCCUGAAGUGAUCCCUAUUUUCAUUUCGAAGUCUCACCCCUCAAGUGAGCACUUGACGUGAGCAAAAAACUCUUAUGGAUCCCGUCAAUUUUUCUCUGAAUUUAACACAAAGGAACUCUCAAGGGGUCACUUACCAAAUCCCAAAGAAACCCUCUAGGGACCACUCCAACUCCCGACUGUUUCAACUAAAAAAAAAUCAAAAUUCAGCUCCUUUAGUGACCACUUGCAAAGUCAUUCUCAGCGUAGUUGCUUUUUCAGAGAAGAGUCCUCGAAGCGGCUGAAGAGUGCAGGAAGUUUAAAAGCGCCGUCGACAACGCCUAUGAAAAUGUGAGAUUUCAAAAAAAAUUAUUUGCUCGAAAAGAGCCUUACUAAAAGAUCUGUUCCAAGUUUACAGAACUUUGAUGAAGAUUCGCUGGAGAAGUUCAUGAAAGCCAAAAGUGCCGUUGGAGAUGCUCACGGUCGAAUUCCGACUCUGAACGACCUCAAGGAGCAGUUCGAGUUCUCGAAAAACGAGAAGAAGGAAAGUGAUGAUGAUGAAGAAUGUGAUGAAAGCUAUGAACAUGACGUCAUCAUCGAAGAAAUCGAAGAGGACGUGGAAAACGGAGAGACGCAGGUACUAUGA